Messenger RNA from Pseudophryne corroboree (corroboree frog), 3338 nucleotides. RefSeq names its product SRR1 domain containing (gene SRRD). The transcript is spliced from 9 exons. Gene Ontology annotation, cellular component: cytoplasm; nucleus. The record is from RefSeq and is a predicted model, not a curated record. The coding region runs from base 286 to 1194 and encodes 302 amino acids. NCBI's taxonomy places the organism in Eukaryota, Metazoa, Chordata, Amphibia, Anura, Myobatrachidae. Gene Ontology annotation, biological process: microtubule-based process.
CGCUGCCACCGCGAUGAUGCAGCAGGUUGCGCUUCAGAACGUAUCAUCGUAAAUACCAGGAUUCCUGUGCUCGAGCCUCGGAGUGCGGCAUGGCUGGUGUGAAAGGUCCGGCGUCUAUGUGUACGUUCUUGAGAUAUUGGGCAUAAUCGUCGGGUCCCUUACUAUCAGAGGAGGUGACAGGACUGGUGGUUAUAUCAUAGUACAUCAGGGCCUUAUCAAUGCCUUUGGAGAGAAACCUGUUUGCGUUUGCUGUACAAUACAUAGCCAUCCCUACUGUCCUCAAGGAUGGACUCAGACACGUGGCAGGUGGUCAGUAAGAAGAAGGCAAUCAAGAAGAAAUCCAUGAGGCCCAAAGAAAAUCUAGUUUCUGAAGCUGGAGGAACUAUGCAGCCUCAUCCUUUGUAUCCGCUUAAAGACUGUAAAGCUGUCACCAAGCAAUUGAAUGAAACAGUAGAGAAUCUGAGGCUAUCUGACUUUUGGCACUCAUGUCAUGGCUGUCUUAAAAAAUGUCAGCAAAUAGCUCAAUUGACUGCAGGGCACAACUGUGGUAGUGACAAUCUAAUGAAAACUCUGCAACUCAAGGAAUCUCCCUCCAGCGCUCUCCAAUAUAUUGACUGUGUGUGCUAUGGUCUGGGAAACUUUACAUCGUGUGUUAUAUCGCGACACCAAAUGGCCUUCUUACUUUUGAUCCUGGAACUUUUUAAGAUCCCAAGACACCAGUGCUAUAUUUUUGACCCAAUAUUUUCCCAUUUGGAGAUUACUGUACUUCAAGAACUAGGCAUGACUCUUGUCUUGAAAAAUGAGGAGGGGAAGCAUGCUGUAUGUAAAACCACCUUGUUCUACAUGGUUCAUUGUGGGAAGGCUCUCUAUAAUAAUUUGCUGUGGCGGAACUGGUCAUUGGAUGCUUUGUCACAGAUGAUAAUCAUCGGCAACAGUUUCAAAGGGAUAGAAGAACGAUUGUUAUCAAGAAUCCUACAGAGAGAUUAUGUUUAUAUCCAUAAGAGUUUACAAGUUAUUGAAGAAACACCAUUUCCAGAGAGUACUCAAUACAGUGAUAUUUUCAAUGACACAUCCAUCCACAGUUUUAUUGUCGCAAAACUGAAGAAUUUACCUAAAGAAAUAUGGCAGCCUGAGGAUGAGCCUCAGUACAAAGAAUGUGAGGACCUGGAGAUCAUCCGCAACCCUAGAAGCUAGCCUUGACUGCACUCUCCAUACUGCCUGGACUUCACAUAAAGGGGCACUUCCAAAUAGCAGAUGGCACCACUGGUUCUCUCCUUGCACCCAGGACUACCAGUCACACCUGGAACAACAGAAGAUGGUAGUGCUGGUACUCACUGUAACUUUUACAUCCAACCACAAUGAUUCUCUGCAUACAAUCGGAUUACCUUUCUAAUAGGGGAGAAUGCUUUUGAUUUUAUUUUUUUACGUAUGAUAUUUUGCUCCUAGACUCCCUGACACUAGGGUUAUUUAUUUAUUUAUGUUUAUGUCAGGCGCCAGUUAAUCUACCACUAUAUUUUUGGAUUGUGGGAUCGUGUGUACACAUCAGAGCGAUCCUAAUGAAGGAUGGAACUAUCACUGUUCUGUCUUGCAUUAGUAUACAUGAUGUUGCUAGCGAUAUAUCGCCCACCUGGACGUGCAGCACAGUCUACUGGGAGACAUCGCUAUCGGGCAUCCGCAAAAUCAUGGGUACGGGCUAGACCAUCUGGCCAAUAUGUCGUUAAGAUUCGCCCACAAACAACAUAUCGUGCCGACAUCGUCCCGGUCUGCACCCAGCUCAUCACGUGCUUCAACCGCUAGAACUAUGGGUUUAACAUGGUAGGAUACAGAUAAUUCAGGGACUCUGCUGUGAGUGCAUUAAGGGUGGUGUGAUGGUAGAUUCAUCAAUUGAUAACGUUACACAGUAUGCACCUUAUUAAUUGCACCAGUGCACCUCAUUAAUGCAAAUAUCUAAUCAGCCGGUCAUAUGGAAGCAACUAUGGGGGUCAUUCCGACCCGAUUGCUCGCUGCAGUUUGUCGCAGUGCAGCGAUUGGGUCAGAACUGUGCAUACGCCGGCGCAUGGCAGUCAUCGCUGCCUAGCGAUCGCCUCUGAGACAGAGGCGAUCGAUGGGUGGGAGGGGCUGACGGCGGCAUUAAGCCGCCGUUUAGUAGGCGCGGUCCGGCCAGCGCAGGCGUGGCCAGACCGUUGGGGGGGCAUGCCGCAGCGGCUGCGUAACGUCUCACGCUGCGGCCAGCGGCAGCAACAAUUAACUCCCGGCCAGUCGCAGGAGCUGCGCUGGCCGGGAGUUACUCCUCAAAUACAAAGGCAUCGCCGCUGUGCGAUGCUUUUGUAUUUGUGCAGGGAGGGGGGGUGGCACUGACAUGCAGGGCAGACUUGCCCUGUGCUGGGCGUGCCCCCGCAUGUCAGGAAAGAUGAUUGUAGCUGUGCUAAAUUUAGCACAGCUACGAUCAACUCGGAAUGACCCCCUAUGUACAGUGUUGUAAAACACUUGUGGCACCCUAGAAAUAAAUUAUAAUAAUAACUCAGUGCAUAAAAGCAUUCAGAAUGGUGAAGAGGUACAGUUGUUCAGACCAAACGCUACAAUGGUGAAGAAAUGUGACCAAAGUUAUUUUGAACUCGGUGUGAUGAAGGGGACAGUGUGGUAAAAUACUAAGAAUUGGUCACUAAAGCUGUUCCUGUAUUGUUUGUAAGUUCCUAGAAUGUUUUCUGUGUUAUGUUCCUUUUUAAUGUUUAAACAUAGAAUGUUAUGGCAGAGAAGAACCACUUGGCCCAUCUACACCUGUAAAUGAACACUCUAGGGUUAAAUUUUUUGUUGGAAGACAAUUAAGCUACCAGUAUAUUUUUGGAUUGUGGGAGGAAACUGGAGUACAAAGGGGAAACCCCACGCAAAGACAGGGAGAAUAUACAAACUCCUCACAGCGCCAUGGUGGAAAUUGAACCUAUGACCUCAGUGGUGUGAGGCAGUAAUGCUAAUCAUUACACUAUGUUUGUAAUUUCUUUAAUGUUUAAAACUUUGAAUAUGAGGAAAAAUAACAAACAAUAUAAAGGGCAUGACUCAAGAACAAAAAUAAAGUGCUAUGGAUUGUUUGAGGGAGGGAGGGGGGCCCCAUGAGGUCUAUAUCUGGCUCUGAAACCUGGGGGACUAUAGAGUGUAAGCUAGAAGAAGAAGUAAAAGAAGAUAAGUGCCUAAUAAAAAGGUGCUCUUUCCAGUGGGCAGGCCAAUCAAUGCUGGACAAAGCCAAUCGGAUGGAAGGGUGAACAGUGUUAGGCUGCCAAGGAGAAAUUGUGUUUCUGUAAAUUGUCCUCCACCCUCAAAAAUAAAGGCGUUUCAGCUAUGCA